This is a messenger RNA of Protopolystoma xenopodis, 540 nucleotides long. NCBI's taxonomy places the organism in Eukaryota, Metazoa, Platyhelminthes, Monogenea, Polystomatidea, Polystomatidae. The record is from the annotation of a GenBank genome assembly.
AUGUCAGUUUCUGAUUUAAGAAACGAAUUAGCUCUACGAAAUAUUGACUCAAAGGGUCUCAAAGCCCAAUUACAAUCUCGCCUGCAGACUGCCUUAGACGAUGAAAAAGCGAAAGAGAAUGCCGGCGGGGAUAAAACUGAUGAUGAUACUAGGGCCGAACAGACGCCGACUAAGACUGCUACUCCCGCAGCUGGUUCCACUCAUCAGGAAAAGGAGAAGGACGACUCGAAGCAAUUGUCCGAGAAAGAUCGUCGCCGUUUGGAACGUCUUUAUCGAUUGGGCGAUAGGCCGUCUAUCCUUGUCCAUCCCAACAAGGCAGCUCGUGGUGGUCGCUUCGACUGCCACCGCGUCUCACUUCACACGCUGCUUGAUUAUCGCACGGAUGAGAUGAAGGAGCCGAAUUUCGAAGUUGCACUAUUCGCCGAGCAGUUCCAUGAAAUGAUGCAACGCGACUGCGCCUUCAAUAUCUUCAAAGCUAUCUACAAUGCCCCUGAAAAGGAGCAUAAGACGGAGCAAAAUGGAAAGUACGCGUCGUUUUGG